UGGGGCGGGGCCGUGCUGGGCCCGGUGCUGAUGUUGAGAGGCGACUGGUCAUGCUGACCCAGCGAGACCUGAUAAGCAUGAAGCUCUUACCCCUGGUGGCGUUGGCCUGGUGUUUGGCCAUCCCCCCAGCUCAGGCCGGCAAGAGCUCCGAAGACAUUCGGUGCAAAUGCAUCUGCCCACCGUAUCGUAACAUCAGUGGACACAUUUACAACCAGAACGUGUCACAGAAAGACUGUAACUGCUUACACGUGGUGGAGCCAAUGCCCGUGCCCGGCCACGAUGUGGAGGCUUACUGCCUGCUGUGUGAGUGUAAAUACGAGGAAAGAAGCACCACCACCAUCAAGGUCAUCAUCGUCAUCUAUCUGUCUGUGGUGGGCGCCCUGCUCCUGUACAUGGCCUUCCUUAUGCUGGUAGAUCCCUUGAUCAGAAAGCCAGAUGCCUACACUCAACCAUUGCACAAUGAGGAGGACAAUGAGGAUGCCCGUUCACUGGCAGCAGCCGCUGCCCCCCUGACAGGACCCCGAGCUAACACGGUGCUGGAACGGGUAGAGGGUGCCCAGCAGCGAUGGAAGCUGCAGGUGCAAGAACAGAGGAAGACGGUGUUUGAUCGCCACAAGAUGCUCAGCUAGAUGGGCUGGGUCAGUUAGGCCGAGGGGAAGGGGAGGCAGUGGGGAUGGGGGUUGGGGGGCCUGUUUUUCCCCCCUCUCUCCAUCUCUUUUCUCUCUCAAUCCUUCCUGUUACAAGCCCGUGGCAAUGUCCUUCUUUCCUACCUACCCUCAACUUCUCUUCUCCCUCAGACAUGAUGUUCUAUGCCAGUGACCCAGGGAGGGUUCCUCAACGCAUCUCAGGGCUUUGGAUUUGGGAGGGGGUAACAGACCCAGAGGGAACAAAGAUAUUUCCUAGAGUCACCAGGAUGGGGUAGGAAAUGUCUUCCCUCCUCCUAUGCCUUCCCCAACUUAUCUCCAAAUCCUGGAGAGCCUCAAAAUCCCUGGGAGGGUGAAGCAAGGGCAAGUGGAAUGUCUUAGUUUGGGGUGGAAGAAAAGAAGCCCUGCCCAGCAUGUCCCUGCUCCUAUGUCCUCUGCUGUGCUAUAGAUUCAAUGAGACCAUGCCCCACACUCACACAGACACAAUCGCCACACUCCACAACUUCUGCUCCAUCCUGGCCCAAGUCCUGAAGUCACUUCCAUUGGAAAGCUGACAUUUUAGCUAAGGCCCAAGGUUCUGUAGUCAAGGUAUAGCCUUCCCGACGUCUUCCUCUCUGUGUUCAUUUCUUCUCUGGGUGUAGUCCAGGACCCCCAUCUAUUAUUUAUUUUACUGCCGAAUGUCCUAAUGUUGGGGGACAAACUUCUCCCAUCCUAACCAACUGAACACUGAGACCACCCCAAUCCCCUCCACUCCCAGCUGCUAAUUCAAAGGAAAAUGGCUGGAUCCUCUGACAUCCUAGGGGGAGGAGCAAAUUCACUCCUGAGCAUCAGAGCCUAAGUCCCUGGUAUCCGCAUCAUGUUCCCAAAGAUUAUUCCCUCAAUGCAUGGAGAGAAGUGUCUAUCCUUACCAUCACUUUGCAGUCCUGCCUGUAAGCCAAGGAAAUAAUGAUUAAAUCAUGUUUUAUCUCCCCCUCCAUCCCCAACCUUCAGGAUCUCAGGAGCCUUUAAGAACCAGAAGUAGAUUGGGGGGGGCAUAUUUUUCUCUAUUGUCUGAGUGGGAAAACAGAUCUGGAAAAAGGAUCUGCCAGUAGCUCAUGGGGCUAGAGGGGACAGCA
Molecule: messenger RNA, 1759 nt
Organism: Phascolarctos cinereus (koala)
Lineage: Eukaryota; Metazoa; Chordata; Mammalia; Diprotodontia; Phascolarctidae
Gene: TMEM9
Product: transmembrane protein 9
Cellular component (GO): lysosomal membrane
Source: RefSeq, a predicted model, not a curated record